Messenger RNA from Rhodamnia argentea, 1892 nucleotides. RefSeq names its product peroxisome biogenesis protein 16. Gene Ontology annotation, cellular component: peroxisomal membrane. The record is from RefSeq and is a predicted model, not a curated record. The coding region runs from base 237 to 1358 and encodes 373 amino acids. The transcript has 8 exons. Gene Ontology annotation, biological process: peroxisome organization. Lineage: Eukaryota; Viridiplantae; Streptophyta; Magnoliopsida; Myrtales; Myrtaceae.
CCACACUCGAUCAAAGACUCGCCACUUCCCUCGGAGGUUCUUGCUCGCCUUCGCCUCAGUUCUUCGAGCUUCGCAUCCUCGCCUUCGGAAUAUUUCAGGAAAAAUUCCGCGAUUUCAUUGAAGGAAAACUCAGAACUCGUUGAUGUUUGCGUUGUUUGGAACCUGAAUCGUUUGGAGCACUGUCGUGUUGUGGAAUCGAAGCGGAGGCUGAGUUGGUCGAGCGAUUCUCGACGGCCAUGGAGGCUUAUAAGCGGUGGGUUCGGAGGAACAAGGAGUAUGUGCACUCUUUGGAGUCUCUGGCCAACGGUUUGACAUGGCUGCUGCCAGAGCGAUUCUCUUCUUCAGAAAUAGGACCAGAAGCAGUGACUGCUAUCUUGGGUGUCAUAACUGCCAUCAAUGAACACAUAAUUGAUACCGCCCCAUCUCAGAUCCACACUGGUCAUCCUGCGCCUUCCGCAUUUCCUUAUUCGUUAUGCAUAUCUGCAUUGAAGGACUUGGAAACACUUGUUGAAGUCGUAGCGCAACAUUAUUACGGUGAUACCAAGAAGUGGAACUUCAUUGCAGCUACAGAGGCUAUUAAGUUUUUGGUUAGGUUAGCCAUGUUUCGGAAUAGUGGCUAUAGGAUGCUUCUACAGGGCGGGGAGAUUCCAAAUUCUGAGGAGAAAUUAGAAGUUUGCUCAUCACAGUCCAGACAUGGAGAUUUCAGAAAACCUGGAUUUUAUAGCGGGCCUGGUUCUUUCAGGAAUUGCGUUGGGCAGAAUGGGUGGAAUCUGGAAGGAAGAGCACUGUCAGCAUUAAACAGAUUUGGAGAGAAUGCCAGAAUGGUUUCUGACCCAGUGUGGUUGCGCAGGGUGCAGCAGCAGAAUGCUAUUAUGGAACCUCUUGGUAGGCAUGUCGCUCCAAAGGCAGAGACAUCAACAUUGUCAUCUAUUUUGUCCGAGAAGGGUGUGCAUGGAUCGUUAUAUCUCAUGGGGGAGAUCCUAUUUAUCUCAAGGCCACUAAUCUAUGUUUUGUUUAUUAGAAAGUAUGGAACUUGGUCCUGGACUCCUUGGUUUCUUUCGCUGGCCAUGGAUGUCUUUGGUGUUGGCAUCUUUUCUCAAGUUACUUUGUCUGGGUGCGGUAGUGAAGACCGCAAGUUUCAGUACACCACUUCAGAAAAAGAUGAGUUGAAAAGAAGAAAGCUACUCUGGGCACUCUACCUGAUGAGAGAUCCAUUCUUUAGCAAAUACACAAGGGAAAGGCUUGACAGAGCAGAGAGACUCUUGGAACCUGUUCCCCUUUUUGGGGCUCUUACAGCUAAAGUCAUAGAGCUGAUUUUCGGAGCCCAAACACGGUAUACAUACAUGUCGGGCUCAUAAGAGCGAAGCCUUAGAAAGCUGUGCUACUCCUUGAGCUGCCAUGCCCGCCAGAAAUAGACUACAAGGACCGUGUCCACUAUUCUCAGGAGUUACCGCGAGUUGAGGGACGUUGUCUUGGUGAAGAAAAUCGACAUUUUGAUGUUUUUGGAAAAUAACGCAACAACUAUUAACUGGUGAAGGUCUGAUGGAGAUCCCCAAUUGUACACUGGUUCCUUGGUUUUGUUGGAAAUAGAUUUUGCUUCUUAACUUGGAUUGCAUCUGGAAGUUCUCAUCGCGCAGACUUCACUGUGGAGUCAGGGCUCAAUCAUGUUCGAUUUUCUUGGGGGGGUUGAGGGAGAAGAUCUUGUGUCCCCUUUACUCUAUGCUGUCUAAGAAUUCUUCUUCCCUUUUGUUUUCUUCCAUGUUUGUCUUCAAGCCAAGCCCUUUGUUUAGAUCCCUGCGUACAGAAGAAUAUUGGUAAUGGUCGAGUGACAUUGCUUCUUCGGUUCGAAUGAAGGAAUCCUUUAGAUGUGAAAAAGUGGGUUUGUUCUGUUA